Molecule: messenger RNA, 754 nt
Organism: Neltuma alba
Lineage: Eukaryota; Viridiplantae; Streptophyta; Magnoliopsida; Fabales; Fabaceae
Exons: 1
Coding region: 57-416 (119 amino acids)
Source: RefSeq, a predicted model, not a curated record
CUUCUUAAACCCGUCAUCUUAAUGUUGAGGCGAGAUUGAAGGUGGAUGCGAAUUCCAUGGCUGCCACCACCACAUCCAGCUGCUCCGGCUUCUUCACUCUGCGAUCAAACUCUGGGGAAUCGAGGGCCCGAUCCUCCUCCUCGUCGUCGAGCCAGCCCUCUGCGGCUGGUUGCGGAAAGCUCGACGGUGUGGCCAUGUGGUUCAUCAAUGGAGUUUCUACUGCUUUCUUCGCAUCCUUGGAGCGUUGCUCCUGCAUCCGCGUCGCCACCGAAGAAGACAUCGAAGAAUCCAACGACGUGCCGUUGAUCCUCAACGAUGGUAAUCUCCGCCGUGACGGGGGCGGCACCGCCAGCCGCAGAAGGAAUCCAGGUAAAACAAAGAAAAAUGGAGGAGUACUCGCCGAUGAAGACGUCUGAUUAUAUACGUAUUGCAUAGUGACGAUUGACGAAACAAAUACACCUGAGCAAGAUCAACUUCUUUUUCCAUGGUGAGUCGUCAUAAAUAUAUAUUGGGAAUUGUCAAUUGUGCCGCUGGAAGCUUAUGUUUUGGAAAAUGAAACUGAAGAGUAACUUUGUUCAUUGUUGAUUGCAUGCCUUUCAAUACGAGAUAAAUCAAGUAUGGUUCAUAUGUAUUCUAAUAAAGUAUAUCACCUGUCUUUUUCAUAUGAAUUAUCGUUAUUUCUGAAGAAACUAGUCAUCAGUAUAUUUGUUUUGCACAGUUUAAUUAUGUCCAAAUCUAAUAUUUUUUGCUCAAU